AGCGGGCAUAUCAACUGUUAAUUUAUAUAAAUUCACUAUAAUUUAAACGAAGUUCAACUAAAACUAUUCAUUGGUGAUUCAAUUCAUUUAUAAUAAUAAUGAAUAGAAGACCAUCAGGAUUUUCAAAACCUCCAAUAAUUGGUUCAAGAUCUGUUUUAAUUGCUAUCGAUGGUUCUGAACAUUCAAAAAAAGCAUUUCAAUAUUAUUUAAAAUGGUUACAAAGACCAGAUGAUACAAUAACAAUUUAUCAUGCUGUAGAACCAGUCUCAUUACCAACUAUAUCAUUAUCAAAUCCAAUUAGUAUACCAAGUGAUGAAUGGUCAAAUAUUGUUGAAGUCAAUGUAAAACGUGUACGUGAAUUAGAACAAGAUUAUAGUACAGAUUGUUUAGCACAUAAUUUAACUUAUCAAUUUUUAUAUGAAUCAGUCAAUCAUAUUGGUGAAUCAAUUAUAAAAAAAGCGGAACAAAUCAAUGCAUGUUUAAUUAUUAUUGGUAGUCGUGGAUUAGGUGCUAUAAAACGUACCAUUAUGGGUAGUGUUAGUGAUUAUGUUGUACAUCAUGCUAAUACAACAAUUUGUGUUGUACCAUGGAUUGAUGAAAUUUCACAAAAUACAUCAUAAUUCAUUAACUUAUUUUACCAUAAUCAAAUAUUUAGUAAAUAUAGAUAUAUACAUAUAUGUAUACAGAUAUUACGUAAUCAACAUGUAUAUGAUAUAAGGGUUUGUUAUAUUCUCUCUGUGUGUAUGUGUGUGUGUAACUCAUCGAUUUCUUUUUGUCAUGGAAACUAUUUUGAAUUGAAUUUUUGUUGUUGUAGAAACUACAAUCUAGUUGUGUUUUUUUCCCACUUUGUUUGUAUGUCAUAUAGUAAAGUAUAUAUAUACAUAUAUAUUUCUUUAUAUUUGCGCCAUAACAUUCUGAUUACAUUUUGGAAUAAUGAUUCUAGUCCCAUGAAGUCAUUCUUUUCUUUUCCAAAAAAGAAUGAUACAUACAUAGAGAGCGAGCAAGAGAGAGGGAAUGAUUGAAAUGUUCAAUGGAAAAUGUUUUCAUUAUUUACUACUUUUUCUACUCAUUUCACUGUUAUCAUUUGAAUCUUCACUUAACACAAGUAAAUAUAAUUAGUAGAACAUCAUUA
Schistosoma guineensis is the source of this 1132-nucleotide messenger RNA. NCBI's taxonomy places the organism in Eukaryota, Metazoa, Platyhelminthes, Trematoda, Strigeidida, Schistosomatidae. The record is from the annotation of a GenBank genome assembly.